AUGAAUGUAUACCAGUACAGUCAACCUGCCGUCUUACUCAUUGAGACAUAUUUGUCAAAAUGUGUAAUUGUCCGUUGGAUAGCCAGUCCAGUCAAGAAUCUUGAGACAGGCGAAAGAGACAGAAGAAGGAAUUUGUUCAUUGUUUCAAUUACAGAUAAAACUAUCGUCGUGAUUCUCACAGUCAGUGUGAUUACAUGCAUUGCUGAGAGCCAGUACAAGGCUGAAAUCCCACGUAAACACUGUAAACCCUGCAAAGGUUUCAGUCAUCAAGAACCCAGCGAGUGUCCUCUUCUUAGAAAUGACACCUUUGCCAUUGUUGGACAACUUCGACCAUUGUUAGGCAAUAUAAAAGACGAUCUACAGGCAGAAAUAGACAUUUUGAAAAAUUUUCUAGGAGCUGAUGUUAAAAAUUAUGAACCGUAUACAAUAGUAGACCUGGAAGACAUCAAACAUUCAUCUGUUUCCCAACACUUACGAGCAAAAAAUAAAGUUGAGGAGAUUAUUCAUCAUUCCUACGGACAGACGAUGCUUCUCAUAGCUUAUAUCAACCUAUAUGAAGAUAUGGUAAAAGGUCAAAAAGAUUUCAAAGAGCUACCCAAAAGCACAACAAAGUUUAUUCGUGAAAAGUUAGAAAAGCUAUCGUGCAAACUUUAUCAUUUUACACUUAGACUUGGCGUUGCAAAAAUAAAGAGAAAACUUUGUAAAUAUGUCGAACCUAAACCGUUCUCAAAUAUAAGCAGAGAAAAAGAUUACAUUAUUUCUGUAUUGCAAUGGGGCCGGAAAAGUUUUGAUGCUAUGAUUAAGAACAUAGAAAGUUUGGACAGUGACAGCAUCACUGAGAAAUGCAAAUACGAAUGUUUAGAUGGAAAAAGAACAAUUAGAUGCGAAGAGCACAAGAAAGAACUGAGAAGUGGGCUUAGAAAUAAGCGCAAACGCAACAAAAAUAAGAAAAACAGGAACAAAGGCAAACGGAGGAGAAAUAACAAAAAAUGCAGGAAAAAUAACAAAUCUGAAAAAGGUAAAAAACGCCAUUGUAGAAACAAGAAAAGAAAUAAGAAAAGAUCUAACAAGAAAAGAAAUAUAUGCUUCAAAUGCAACUGAUGUUUUGAAAGAUAAUAUUUAUUAUAACAAAGGAAUACUCAGAAUUGUCGAAUCUCAGUGAUACUUUUGGACGAAAUUUUUGCCAAUCACCUUGAUCUCAUUCAUUUCAAGCAUGGAUACAAGUCACUUAAAGCAAAAUAAGAAUGAAUGUGCACAUUGGUUACGAGCACUAGGAAUGUAUACAUUUUUUUCAUCUUAAACAUUUGAUUCGAGUGUUUAUUGAAUUUGAUACUUUGUGGGUCAGACAAUUUGCUUUAUGUACGAUUUACUAGUUAUACAUUGUUUACCAUGGUCUGUCAUAUUGUAAAGAUAUCAAAAACAUAAAAAGAAAAGAGUGGAAAGUAUGUGAGUGCAUGCAAAAGUAUCAUUCAAUGUGCUUUUUUUCUUCUUUUGUGUGUAAGUUACAGAUGUGCAUGAAAUGUACAGCAAGUAUGAACAUAAUCAUUCUAAUUUAUUUUCAUGUCAUGUAUGUUCUUUGAUAUUGUUCAGUUCUGUCUCAAGAUCUUGUUAGAUUGCCAUGUUGAACAUGGCAGCAUUCCAUGACGGAAAUGCAUAGAGUCUCUUCUGGUGUGAUCUAUGAAUUAUCAUCAUAUAUAUUACUGUUCAACUAUUUUUAAAUUCCUAAACAGGUUGUGUUCAGAUUAUUUUCAUUGUAAGAGUUUGUUUUACAUUUUAUUUAUUACUUUUACACAGGAAGAGUCGCAUUUAGAGUGUUCUACAUGUUCAAACACUUCAGUUGUAAUUUUAUUUGUUGAAGGUUGCUAUGAAUAAUAUCCGUCCACCAUAGGUUGUCUCAGAUGUAAAUAUAUAAGCUUUUAUCAUAUGUGAAAUAACAUUUGCACUUACAGGUUAUGCAUUUUCACGAAAUAUUAUACAAGUCAAGUUAACAUCUCUCAAUGUAUUCAGUGCUUUUUUUCUUUUAUAUGUCUAUUUUUAAUCAUAAAACGUACCAUAUUGUAUUAUAUUUAUGUUUAUAUUUCUUUAAGAAAUAAAUAAAUGCAUUAUU
Molecule: messenger RNA, 2107 nt
Organism: Mercenaria mercenaria
Lineage: Eukaryota; Metazoa; Mollusca; Bivalvia; Venerida; Veneridae
Exons: 5
Coding region: 1-1101 (366 amino acids)
Source: RefSeq, a predicted model, not a curated record